GCCUCACGUGCUUCCGGUGCGAGCCCAAAAAGUGGGGCCGAGGGAUUUUUUAGGGAGAGUUUCUUGCAAAGACCGGAGCUGUCAGAGAUUUGCCUUUUUAUUUUGGGGCCAAAAAAAAAAAAUUAAGGGAAAAAAAAAAAAAAGAAAAAAAAGAAAAAGCGCCCCCCCCCCCUCCUCCUCCCGGAGCCCGAGCACGCUGGCGGGGAAGGGCUCGGGCAGAGAGCGGCGGACACCGGGGCAGCGCGGAGCCGCCGCGGGGAGAUGGGCAGAUUUUGAGUCCUUUCUUUUAUUAUUUAUUAAUAUUUUUUUUUUCGGGGGGCGGGUUUUUGGGGGGCCGCUGUGUGGCUGCACGCGGUUUUGGUGCUUUUUUUUUUUUUUUUUUUUUUUUUUUUUUGGUGAUGGAAAUAUAAGCUGAUCGGGAGAAAGGGGGGAAGAAGCCCUCGAGUGGCUCUCCCGGUUUUGGAUCCAUCCGUGCGAGGGGGAGAAAAAAAAAAUCUCAGCUCCAGCCCAACAAGUGGAUUUUAUUCUUUUUUUUUUUUUUUCCUCUCUUUUAUUUUUUUUUAAUUUUUGCCUUCUUUUUUUUUUUUUUUUUUUUUGAAAUUUUAAAAAUUUUUUUCCCCACCCCACCACCCACCCGCGAAGUGGGGUGGGCGUAAAGCGGGUGGGUGGGGGGGAGGGUGGGGGGGGCAAAAAGGCGGCGAGCUCCGUGGCGGGGGCUGAGGAUGGAAGAGCCGCCGGAGGGGCACGGCCACCGAGACGCGGCGCCGCCCGGCCCGGCGAGCAGCGGCAGCGGCAGCGAUGGCGAGAGCUUGCCCGUGUCCCCCAGCCCCGCGCCCGCCUCCCCCGCCGCCCCCUGCCCCUUGCCCCUUCCCCGCCGCCGCCCCCCGCCGCCUCCCCCGCCGCCCCCUCAGCGCACCACCAACUUUUUCAUCGACAACAUCCUGAGGCCGGACUUCGGCUGCAAGAAGGAGCCUCCCGCUCCGACCGGCGGCUGCGGCAGCGGCGGCGGCGGCGGAGGAGGAGGAGGAGGAGGAGGAGGAGGAGGAGGAAGCAGCAGCAGCAGCCGGGAGCGGGAUGGAGACCGAGGGCAGAGCUCAGGUAGAGAAAACAUCAACCCGCUGCUGGCCCGGCCGCCCAACCCGCCGGCCCUCCUGUGCCCGGACUCGAACUGCGGGCCCGACGGCUCCCCGGCCGCGCCGCCCGCCGCCGCCGCCGCUUCCAAAGCCAGCCCCGGCGCGGCGGGGGUGGCGGCGUCGGGGGCGGCCAAGCCCCCCGGCGAAGGGGGCGACACUCACCCGGCCAAGUACGGGGAGCACGGCAGCCCCGCCAUCCUCCUCAUGGGCUCUAAUAAUGGAGGACCUGUUAUAAAGCCCGACUCGCAACAGCCGCUGGUGUGGCCUGCCUGGGUCUACUGCACUAGGUAUUCAGACAGACCGUCCUCGGGCCCCCGCACCAGGAAGCUGAAGAAGAAGAAGACGGAGAAGGAGGACAAGCGGCCGCGGACGGCGUUCACGGCCGAGCAGCUGCAGCGGCUGAAGGCGGAGUUCCAGGCCAACCGGUACAUCACGGAGCAGCGGCGGCAGAGCCUGGCCCAGGAGCUGAGCCUCAACGAGUCCCAGAUCAAGAUCUGGUUCCAGAACAAGCGCGCCAAGAUCAAGAAGGCGACGGGCAUCAAGAACGGGCUGGCGCUGCACCUCAUGGCCCAGGGACUCUACAACCACUCCACCACCACCGUGCAGGACAAAGAGGAGAGCGAGUGAGGACAGCCCUAGCCACGGACAGGUGCUAUUUAAAAGCAGAUCUAUUGUCUAUCCAUAGUAUAAGGACUCCACUUAAGAAAAAAAAAUAUGAACGCUUACAAAAAAAAAAAAUUAUCUCUAUAUAGCCAAACAGCAUAUGACCUUGUAUAUAUUUAAUUUCAGGUAAGAAAUAUGUGUAGCGAUCUCUAUUUGCUGGACAGUUUCUCUCUCCCCUUCUCUCUCUCUCUUCCUCUCUCUUUUGUUCGUUUGUUCGUUUUGUUUGCUUUCCUUUUUUCUUUUCCGAUGUCCGUUGCUCUUGCUUUACAGUAAAUGUCCGACUUUCCUGAUCUUUCGUUCGAUCUUAUUUUUUGUUUGUGUGUGUGUGAAUUUCUGUCUCUCUUUUUAUUUUUUUUUCCCGAGGAAAAAAAAAAAAUCUGAUCCACAGACUGCGAGACUGAACCCGCCGCUACAAGCCAAAGAUUUUAUUAUGUUCAGAAAUCUGUAGUCUGAAAUAAAGUGUAGACUGUGUUCAGGA
This is a messenger RNA of Anas platyrhynchos (mallard), 2274 nucleotides long. It is a transcript of the gene EN1, whose product is annotated as engrailed homeobox 1. Gene Ontology annotation, cellular component: nucleus. Lineage: Eukaryota; Metazoa; Chordata; Aves; Anseriformes; Anatidae. Gene Ontology annotation, biological process: multicellular organism development; regulation of transcription by RNA polymerase II; neuron differentiation. Gene Ontology annotation, molecular function: DNA-binding transcription factor activity, RNA polymerase II-specific; RNA polymerase II cis-regulatory region sequence-specific DNA binding. The record is from RefSeq and is a predicted model, not a curated record.